Molecule: messenger RNA, 702 nt
Organism: Asparagus officinalis (garden asparagus)
Lineage: Eukaryota; Viridiplantae; Streptophyta; Magnoliopsida; Asparagales; Asparagaceae
Product: putative nuclease HARBI1
Exons: 3
Coding region: 1-702 (233 amino acids)
Source: RefSeq, a predicted model, not a curated record
AUGAAGCAAGCGAGUGGUGAGGUAUCCGAUGAGAUUCGUUGUAGAUCAACUUGGUACCCUUGGUUUGAGAACUAUAUUUAUAUGAUUGAUGGAACACACAUUGUUGCGUUUGUCCCUGAUAAUAUAGUUGCUCGAUUUCAUGGUCGUAAAGAUGGUCCUACACAAAAUGUGCUUGCAGUUGUUACACCUAAUAAGCUAUUUGGUUAUGUCAUAGCUGGAUGGGAAGGGCCCGCUAAUGACUUUACAGUUUUGAGGGAUGCAUUGUCUAUGCCUCCUCCAAAGGGAUUGUGUUUGAUAAAAGAUAAAUAUUAUCUCUACGAUACUGGAUAUACGACAAUGCCUGGUUUUAUUGCACCUUAUUGUGGCGUGCGCUACCAUAUUAAAGAGCAAGACGAUAGAGAACCAUUAAACCAUCACGAGCUUUUUAAUCUUUGUCACUUAUCACUUCGAUCAAAGAUAGAGAGCACAUUUGGAAUUUUGAAAAAUCGUUUCAAAAUUCUAACAUGUAGGCCUGAUUUUCUAUUUCAAACACAGGUCAAGAUUGUUAUUGCAUGUUGCAUUCUACAUAAUUAUAUAAUGAUAUUGGAUCCAUAUAAUCAUUACAUAACAGAAGAUGUAGUUUUUGAUGAAAGUGAGAGUGAAUUUGUUAUUGAAGAAUCUGAGGUUAGCAUGCUCAAUUUAAGCAAAAGGGAACAGAAAUAA